Molecule: messenger RNA, 1791 nt
Organism: Vitis riparia (riverbank grape)
Lineage: Eukaryota; Viridiplantae; Streptophyta; Magnoliopsida; Vitales; Vitaceae
Exons: 3
Coding region: 449-1447 (332 amino acids)
Source: RefSeq, a predicted model, not a curated record
CUCGCUCCACUGCCCCCUCGUCCCUGAUCCUCCUCCCCUCUCUCUUUCUCUCUCUCAUCAUCAUCAUCAUCACCAUCAUCCCCGUCGGCCUCCAGACAGAUUCAGAUACUGAUAUAGAGAGACAAAGAUCCAAAGAACAAGAGGAGGGACAGAUUCCGUCCACCCCAUAAUUUUCCAUUUCUCCUUUUGAUUGAUGAUUUAUUAUUAAAAAGCUGUGCAAAUUCCAGAUCUGGUCUCCUCCCCGAAGUCCCCACCCACGGAAGUUUGUCGAGAGAAAUUUGGAUUAUUCUUCUGUUUAUCCAGCUGUUAGCGCCACUUUUGCUGUUAUAAUCCGUUCACUUUGUCAUAAUUCAAACUUUAGUCUUUUGUUACUUUUAUUAUUAUACAAAUAUUUUGUCACUUUCCCUGAUUUUUUUUCUUUUUCUCGAGACUGUGUGACCGACUUUGAAUGAAAAAUGUGGUUAGUAUGUCCGUGAUGGACCCGUCUACACUCCGAGAUCGGCUUAGAACCAGAGAGGACGACGACGGCAGAGAUGCUUGGGCCGGACUGACCCUCGGCGCCGUGUUGGGCUGCGAGAAGCGGCCUCCGCCGGGCCACAUCAACCGAACCCUCCUGGACAUUAUCAGAGACGAGUCCACCGGUUACAAAGACGUUCUUGGCCAGCCGAACAACAACAACAAGAUGAGCUGGAAGUCCUUCAAGGAUCGCCUCCGGAUCCGCCGCGCUGGAGCCGCCUGGACCUCCUCCAUGCCGAUCCCAGCCUCUGACGUCCCCACCAGAAGCCAGCUCUCCCGCCGCCAGUCCACUCGGGUUACGAUGUACACCACCGAUCCGCCGGAGCCGACGGAGACCUUCGAAGAAUCUCCUGGUGCGCCGGAGAACCCCCUCCCCGUCGAGGCCGUCCAAGUCCAUAACUUAAGGCCUCAGUUUUCACGGAACAAUUCCAUUCGUGCUCCGUCCCGGACGUUCAGCCGAGCCGACUCCACUCGCUUGCACACCGGAGUCACGGAUGGGCCGGUGGUCUCGCGCCGGCUGUCGGCGGCAUUGGCAGAAGAGCGAGAAUUGCAAAGGGCAGAAUCUGCGGCAGCUCUGGGAGGUGAUGAUGAGGAGGAAGAAGAGGAUGAAGGGGAGGGGGAGGAGGAGGGGCCAGAGGCAGCACCGAGGAUGUCGCUGAUGGCAUUAUUAGAAGAAACAGACAGGCAAGCGGGAAUAGUGGGACCCGCAUACGUAUUAGAAGAAGAAGAAGAUGAGGAUGAAGAGGAAGAAGGGGACAGCGGAGGAGGAAUAGAAUACAACUGCUGCGUGUGCAUGGUGAGGCACAAGGGGGCUGCCUUCAUACCCUGUGGACACACAUUUUGCAGGCUGUGUUCCAGGGAGCUGUGGGUGAGCAGGGGUAACUGCCCUCUCUGCAAUGGCUUCAUCUUGGAAAUCCUCGAUAUCUUUUAGAAGCCCAAUUUCCCAUCUUCUUCAUUCUCAUGGAUAUAUGUCCUCUCUCCUUCCUCUCUGUUUAACUUCACCCUGUGGUCAUGAAUGCUGAAUGAGAAGAAGGUAAAGAAGAUGAUACAAAUUCCUGUAAUGGGAUUGGGAGUUGGGGCCAUGGGUGCGGAUGGCUUCUCUUGAUUUCAUUUUGUAUGUUGGAUUGUUUAUUCCCCAGAAUUCCUUUAAAAAACAGGCCAGUGGAAUUGUACCAACAAAAAAGAAAAGGAUUUCCAGGCUGCUGUCAGAGGUUUAAGGUUUUUAAGCUUGCUUAUUUCUUUCAAUCUAUACAGGGUUUUCUUUUUUCUUUUUAA